Lichtheimia ornata is the source of this 753-nucleotide messenger RNA. RefSeq lists its product as uncharacterized. Gene Ontology annotation, biological process: transcription initiation at RNA polymerase I promoter; nucleolar large rRNA transcription by RNA polymerase I. The record is from RefSeq and is a predicted model, not a curated record. The coding region runs from base 1 to 753 and encodes 250 amino acids. The transcript is spliced from 3 exons. Lineage: Eukaryota; Fungi; Mucoromycota; Mucoromycetes; Mucorales; Lichtheimiaceae. Gene Ontology annotation, cellular component: nucleus; RNA polymerase I upstream activating factor complex. Gene Ontology annotation, molecular function: RNA polymerase I cis-regulatory region sequence-specific DNA binding.
AUGGAUAUCAACACGCUACGUCCACGCAUUAUCGAGAUCUUGAAGGCCUCUGAUCUUGGUAGUGUCAGCGCCAAGGCUGUCAGAAAGCAACUACAACAGGAAACAACUAUUAACCUCGAUGAACACAAGAAGCCCCUCAAUGCGUUGAUUGGCGAAUGCUACGAUAAGGUCAAUGCGGAAAUGCAAUCCAAGGAUACCAGUAGUAGCAGCAGCGACAGCAGCAGCAGCGACGACGACGAUGACACGUCUCUUGCAACAAAGGCUCAAACGACCACCACCACAACAACAACAAAGAGCAGUAGCCAGGGUACUGUGAAGAAGACGGCACCUAAACGAAAAGCUGAAGCUCAGAGCACAAAAAAGGUCACCAAGAAGCCAAGGAAACCUCGGCAGCAGGAUCCAGAGAAGCGAGAGCAGAACAACUUUUCUAGGACGUGGAUAUUAAGCGAUGAUAUGGCAGAGGUCACUGGAGAGAAAACGCUGUCUCGUCCUCAAGUGGUGAAACAUCUCUGGAAAUACAUCAAAGAGAAGAACCUGCAGGAUCCUGAAAAGAAGACUCAUAUUCGAUGCGAUGACAAGCUUACACGGCUCUUUGAAGGGGAGACUUACAUCAGCGGCUUCACCAUGAACAAGUAUGUUGGCAAGCAUCUUUUAGGACCAGCCGUUGUCAAUACCCCACCAUCAACUGCAUCCGAUCCUGUCAACACCACCACCACCGAUACCAAUGGUAGCAAUACGAUCCCACCAGCUUGA